AUGCUUUGUCGUCUUUUCACACUCAACAGCGACAAACGUGCUAAAAGGCGACGUCCUGGAGGCCCAACUGGUCUUCGGCCUUCUGAUGUGUCGCACAGGAACCCCGGCAAAGAUCCCAACACGGACCUCAGCACCGAUCCCACAAGCCCUGCCCCUCCAGAGGGACCAAUGGGAGGCGAGCGGGUGGAAGCUGAUCAAGAUGAUCGGCGUCCAGUUUUUCAGGAGCUGUGGUUCAUCGUGGUGAUGGCGGCCGUCGGCCUGCUGCUGAUGGCCAUCGUGUUAGGGGUGGCCCUCCACAAGGCGCUGAACAAAGCCCCCUUGACCAGAGAGAGACCCCCCCUGGUGGCCAUGCAGAAGCGAAGCCCGAUGGCCGUUUAUCCAGCCAGCAACUCCGUUUUGUUUGACACGGCGGGCGUGGUCAGCAGCGUGAUGCUGAAGUCCUUCACCAUGAAGAUAGAGGAGGCGCUGGAGGCCAAAUGCGAGGACACGCCUGCUCAGGGUGUAGAAGAAGGAGGAGGGCGCGGGAAUUCGUUAAAGCGCAGUGUCAGCCAGGUGAUGGACGGGAAGUCGUUGGCGGAGGCGUGGGGCCCCACCAUGGGACAUGACAGCGGAAUGUUCAUGGACGACGAGGAGUUUGUGGACAGCGUCAAAGGCUUCAGCACCGUUAGGAAGGAGCACACCAUGUUCACAGACACCAACUUGUGAGGCAAUGAAACGCCAAGUGCCAAGAGUGGCGUGGAUGGACACC
Molecule: messenger RNA, 748 nt
Organism: Phyllopteryx taeniolatus (common seadragon)
Lineage: Eukaryota; Metazoa; Chordata; Actinopteri; Syngnathiformes; Syngnathidae
Product: usherin
Exons: 7
Coding region: 1-705 (234 amino acids)
Source: RefSeq, a predicted model, not a curated record